Molecule: messenger RNA, 619 nt
Organism: Labrus bergylta (ballan wrasse)
Lineage: Eukaryota; Metazoa; Chordata; Actinopteri; Labriformes; Labridae
Source: RefSeq, a predicted model, not a curated record
GAGAUAAUAACGGAUGGCCACAUCUUUUCGACAAGUAUUUUGGAAUGCCGAGCUCAGACACAGGGACCAGGUCCAAUUUAUGCCUGCUGGGGAUUUUCCCUGAGCUCUGCCAGUGUCGAGACCUGGAGCUUGACUGUGACGGCGCUCAGCUUCGAGACGUCCCGGUGGUGGCUGUGAAUGUAACGAUGAUAUAUCUACAGCACAACAGAAUUCAAGAUGUGAGUCCUGACGCGUUCAGAGGGCUGUAUAAUCUUACAAGACUAUAUUUGAGCUACAACAAGAUAUCCGUCCUAAUGCCCGGUGUGUUCAAGGACCUGCACAAGCUGGAGUGGUUGAUCCUGGAAAAUAACAAAAUCCAUCAGAUGUCCUCCUUGACCUUUUCUGGACUGAACUCUCUUGUGUUACUGGUGAUGCUGAACAACUCGUUGUCAAAGCUGGAUGACAUCUGUCAUGAAAUGCCGCGGCUCAACUGGCUGGAUUUGGAGGGAAAUGUCAUUGAAACCAUUGGAAACGUCUCGUUACACUCCUGCAGCAUGCUGACAGUUCUGGUCUUACAGAGGAACAGGAUCAGCCACAUCCAUGAACAAGCGUUUUCAGUCCUCCAGAAGCUCGGAGAGUU